AUGCUCCAGCCACGGAAAAAAUCUAUUCAUCGAACUGCAAAAGUUCCACCUGAAUUACAUACAAAUAUGAAUAAAGAAGAUUAUAUUGUACUUGAUCAUGCUACAAUAUGUACUGAAUGGUAUCGUCUAUGGACUUCAUUUGGUUUUAGUGAACAUCAAUGGUUAUCUCGUGCAGCGAAAGUUGAAGAAUAUACACGCAAAUUACUUGAAAAUAAAUUAUUAACUUAUAAAGAACAAUUAAAUAAACGAAAAAAAUUACUUAAACAAUCCAUUGAAGAUUAUGAAGAAUUAAUCUCACGUACAGGUCUUUCAUCAUUAAGUGAUACAUCUGUGUUUGAUAAAUUAAAAUUAAAAGAACAAGAAAUUUAUAUUGAUAAAAAAAUGCAAGAUUUAUUAAUUAAUGAAGGUCAAUUAAUUCAACAACGAAAUGAACUUGAAAAUAAACAAAAACAAUUAUGUACAUUACUUCAUAGUUCACCUAUUGAAUUCGAUGAAAAUAUCACGAUGUCUCUCGUCGAAAUGAAUAAAAAAAUUCAAGAUCAUAUCAAAAUGCUUAGCGACUUAAAAGAUCUUCGUCUUAGUCAAGUUUCAUCAUAUUAUCUUAAAGUAAAAGAAUAUUCUGAACAAUUAGAAUGGACACCAUCAUCAUCAUCAACUGUUGAAUAUCUUCUUCUUGAACAAUUUAAUCGUUGUCUUACGGCUGAUUGUCUCAAUGAAAUUGAAAACACAAUACAUGAUUUGGAAAGUCAAAUUGAAGCACAAAAAGCUCAUUUCUUUGUAUUACAUAAUCAAUUAGGACAUCUCUAUGAACGUUUAGGUAAAGAUCCAGAAAAAGAUUAUUGUUUAAUCUAUAAAACUGGCAGUGAAAAUAUUAAUACAUUUGUUAUUAAACAACUUGAACAUGAAAUAGCAUGUUGUCGUGGAGAACGAAUGAAAAAUGGACAACAAUAUCGACAAUCAAUUCAUCAACAAAUUGUUAAUUUAUUAGAAAAAGCACAUUUAGGAAAUGAUGAACGAAUUAUUCUUAAUAAACUUGAUUCUCAAACUUUAUCAUCGGAUAUACUUGAUGCAUAUGAUGCUGAAUAUGAACGUAUUAAUCAACUCUAUGAAAAACGUAAACCAAUUGUUGAUGCUUAUGAAAAAUGGCUUUCAUUUUGGAAUGAUUUUGUUGUUUUUACCAAAGCAUCAACAGAUCCUGGUCGUUUUCAUACACGUGGAUAUAAUGCUGAAGCUGAAGGACGUAAACGUAAAAAAUUUCAUCGAGAAUUACCACAAAUUGAACAAGAAUUUUUAAAUGUUUUAUCUCAAUAUAAUGAUCCAACAUUUUUAAUUGAUAAUAUACCUAUUCAACAAAAAUUUGAUGAAGCUCAUCAUCAGAUACCAGCUUCUGCUCUACCAUCGUCUAUAUCUACAAAAAUGGUUGCAACCAUUGCAGUACCAUCCCAACUUUCAGGUCUUACGCCUAUUCGAUCACGAACACCGGCUGCUACACCUCGUCGAGUAGCCAAUAAAGAAUCGAAUGUUGUUACCACAGCACGUCGUGCUGUUAAAACACCAUCCACUACUACGGGAAGAAAACUACUAAAUAAAAUAGCUAGUAAAACUGAAUGUCAAACAAAACGAGCUAAACCACGUCCUCCACCAUUGUCACAUGCAUCACCACCAAGACCAGCUACUACAUUAAGUGUUCAUCCACCUGCACGUACUGAUGAUCAAGCUCUGGAUUUUUCACUUUUACAUACAAUGAAAAAUGUUCAUGGCCAAAUAAAAGUGAUGACAUCAACUCCUAAUUCGUCAUUUGACAUUAUAGAAACUCGAAAUGGUGCUUAUUGUAAAACAGCUCAUAAUGUAAUCGGUAGACGUAAAUCAAAAAGACAAUCAAAACGAACACCUGUUCCAUUAAUAAUGAUUCAACGAGUGACCGAAGAAACGGUAGUGUGCUUAUAA
Messenger RNA from Rotaria sordida, 1947 nucleotides. NCBI's taxonomy places the organism in Eukaryota, Metazoa, Rotifera, Eurotatoria, Philodinida, Philodinidae. The record is from the annotation of a GenBank genome assembly.